ACAUGUUUCAGUAGAUUUUCAGUCGUGCCCCGUGGUCAACGCUUCGUUUAGCAUGGAUUUCCGUUUUUUACUCGUUUUUAGUUGGUUUUAGUUGCAAAAGUUGCUGCAAUUUGUAGAACUAGCACAGGAAAAACAAUGAAUAGUGCAGUGGUUGAAGAGAAUGGUUUGAACCCGACAGUUUCGAAGUGAAAAGUGUCCACUUUCUUUGUUUCCGGAUUUCCGACGAUUUUUUUUUUUAUCAAGAGUUCGGGUUUCUUUUCACUUUCCCCCUCCUGCUACCGUGAGUGAAUCGAGUGAACGCCCCACGACGUGAACCGGAGUUGUUUUUGUUCAUUCGACGUACACAAACGAACGUGCGGCGGAUUCGAAGCGAUUUUUUUUGUGUCCCGUCCGCCCUCAACAAGCAGCGAAGCAAGAGGAAGCAGUUUUCGACGGAUUUGUGCUGUGGAGCAAUCAGUGCUGUUUUCUACGAUCGCUGGUUAUUAAUCAUUCAUUCGCGGCUGAGCCGUUCAAGUGCAUAAACCUACGCAAGCCAACCCAGUGUUUAGUGGCGCGAUAGUUUAGUUCUAUUUUUGCUCCUACUGCCGGAUUGAUUUGGCCGGACAAUUUGCGGCCAUCAGGAUGAGUUUCAGCAGCAGCGUUAGCUUGCCGGGGUUGGGCGAAAUGGAGCAGAUCAUUUGCAGUCUGGAGCGGGGAACGCUAAUCCAGAAGUUCUACCCCAGGCGGAAACCGGAAAAGAAAACGUUGAUGCUCCGUCGGGAGACGCGACAGAUAACGUGGUCUUCGCCGUCGCAAAACAGUCGAGCCAACUUCGAGGAUUUUUUGGAGCUGCGGGAAGUGAAAGAAGUACGUCUCGGUAAAAGUUCAAAGGAUUUCGAGAAAUGGCCCGAAGAGACGAAGAAAAUCGAACUCCGGAAGUGUUUCGUAGUAUUUUACGGCAGCGAAUUCAAACUUCGCUCACUCUCAGUUGUUGCUCUCUCGGAAAAAGAAUGCGACAUGUGGAUAAAGGGCCUAAAGUACAUGGUCGCUGACACAAUCAAUGCCCCCUACUGGCUCCAAGUCGAAAGGUGGCUCCGAAAGGAGUUCUACGCUAUGGAGAAUCCUCGUGAAACCGUAACGUUGAAGGAGGUCAAAUCAUUCCUGCCAAAAGUGAACUGCAAAAUAACCACCGCCAAACUGAACGAAACCUUCCACGAAGUGGACUGUCGACGCCGGAACGAGCUCGGUUUCGACGACUUUACGCGGCUCUAUCAGAAGCUCAUGACAUCGCCCAACACUGACUAUUUCGAAGGGUCCAUGCCGUGCUCAAAUGGACAAACCGUGACACUGAAAGAAUUCCAAAAAUUUCUCCUGAAAGUACAAAACGAUCCGCUCGGAAACGACGAGAAGGCGACCUCCAAUUUCAUCCGGGAGUACGUUCAGGACCCCAUUCGGGACGUGCAAGAACCCUAUCUGAAGAUUCAGGAGUUUAUAGAUUUCCUAUUUUCAAGGCAAAACGAAGUGUGGAAUAGUGACUGCGAUCAAGUCUACCAGGACAUGAAUCGACCGCUUGCCCAUUACUGGAUUUCAUCGUCGCACAAUACGUAUCUUACGGGCGAUCAGUUCUCGAGCGAAUCUUCAGUAGAAGCGUACGCCCGGGCCUUGCGUAUGGGGUGUCGCUGUAUAGAACUUGACUGCUGGGACGGACCCGAUAACAUGCCACUGAUCUUCCAUGGCCACACAUUUACAACGAAAAUUAAAUUUAAGGACGUCAUUAAAACAAUCAAAGAACAUGCUUUCGUUACCUCAGAAUACCCGGUGAUACUGUCGAUAGAACAAAACUGUUCCUUAACGCAGCAGAGAAAGAUGGCCUACGCAAUGCAGGAAGUGUUCGGCGAUAUGCUUUUGACGCAGCAAGUGGAAAAGAAUGAGCUACAGCUACCUACUCCGUACCAGUUAAGGAGAAAAAUUAUUUUAAAACACAAGAAGCUCCCGGAGAAUGGGGGGAAGUUUGAGGAUGGUGCAGUGCCGAAUGAUGGGGCCCUAGUUAGGGCUGACGAGACUGAGCUGGAUAUUAGGAAUACCGUGAAAAAUGGUAUACUGUUCCUUGAGGAUCCCGUGGACAAGGUUUGGAAUCCGCACUUUUUUGUCUUGACGCAGAACAAACUGUUUUACACGGAUAGUCAAAAAACGGAGCGGGAAGAUGUGCGUGAUGACGAGUUUGAGAGUAGCUUUUCGAGGCCAAAGGAAAGCGUAACGAAUGAUGAGUUGCACUUUGGAGAAAAUUGGUUUCACGGCAAACUGUCCGGCGGGCGAGAGGAGGCCGAAAAUCUCCUGCGCCAGUAUGCUCAUCUUGGUGAUGGAACAUUUCUCGUCCGCGAGAGCGUCACAUUUGUCGGAGACUAUUGCUUAUCGUUUUGGCGUCAAGGAAAGCCUAAUCAUUGCAGGAUUAAGCUCAAGCAGGACAAAGGGGUAACGAAGUACUAUUUGAUGGAGAAUAAUUUGUUUGAUAGUUUGUACAGCCUAAUUAUCUACUACCGCCAGAAUCCUUUGCGAAGCUCAGAAUUUUACAUUACGUUGAAGGAGCCUGUUCCACAACCAAAUAAGCAUGAAAGUAAAGAAUGGUACCAUCAGAACACCACACGGGAGCAAUCUGAAAUCAUUUUGCACCAGAUCCAGACCGAUGGAGCGUUCCUAGUCAGGCCCAGUGAUAAAGGACCCAAUGCGUUUGUCAUUUCAUUCAGAGCUCAUAAAAAAAUAAAGCAUUGUCGGAUUAAAGUUGAAGGACGACUGUACGGAGUCGGCGGCAUGGAUUUCGAAAGCUUGAUAGAUCUUGUCAAUUUCUACAUGAAACAUCCUCUCUAUAAAAAGGUCAAACUAACGCAUCCGAUUCCCAAGGAUAUGCUGAAACGCAUCAACACUAUGAAUGGCCCGGAGGACAACGGUGCGUACAGCUAUAUGGAUCCUUCGUGCAUCAAUGAGAAGGUCACUGUCAAAGCUCUUUACGACUAUAAGGCUCGAAGGGAAGACGAACUAUCGUUUUGUAAGCACGCGAUCAUCACUAACGUGAAGAAAAGCAACGAACAGUGGUGGACGGGAGAUUACGGUGGCAAGAAGCAGCAUUAUUUUCCCGCCAAUUACGUACAAGAGAUUAGUACCUCAGAUGGCAAUAGUGAUGACAGUGGUAGUGACUGCCUAAUGCUAGGAAGUCUACAAAAAGGAUCUCUGGAUGUUCAUGGAGCGGUAGUAGAUUUAACGUACGGCCCUAUGCCAGAGUUGGAACGGGUCCUGCGCAUACAAAACCCAUCAAUGCAGAACGUUUUUGAAGUUGGAGUACAAACCCAGGCGCAAGCCAUCGAAUGGAUGUGCGCCAUUAAGGAAGCUGCUCAAAAUGCCAGCGCUUUGGAGGACGAACGUAAAAAGAUGGAACGCAACUCUCGCGUUGCUAAAGAAAUGUCCGACAUGAUAAUCUACUGUCGAAGUGUUCCGUUCAAAAACAGCGGCUGGGUGUUCUAUGAGAUGUCCAGUUUCCCCGAAACGAAGGCGGAAAAAUAUUUUCUGCAACAGGAAACAAAACUGUUUGUUCGGUAUCAUCGCAAUCAAAUUAGUCGGGUUUAUCCAAAAGGUCAACGAUUGGAUUCUUCCAAUUACAACCCGGUUCCGCUGUGGAACACAGGAUCUCAAAUGAUUGCGCUGAACUACCAGACGCCCGACAAAAACAUGCAGUUGAAUCAGGCUAAAUUCCGCGACAACGGAGCAUGUGGUUAUAUAUUGAAGCCGGACUUCAUGUUUAGAGAUGAGUUUGAUCCUAAUGAUCCAAACACUUUGAUCGGUGUAGAGGAAAAGGUGAUCGAAAUACGGAUCAUCGGCGCAAGGCAUCUCUGUAAAGGAGGCCGAAACAUUACAAGUCCCCUGGUGGAAAUUGACUUGAUUGGUGCGUCUUUCGAUAGCGGCAUAAAACAUCGAACCCGAGCAGUAGCUGACAAUGGAUUUAAUCCUAUAUGGGAUGAAAUUUGCGAAUUCCGUGUUAUCAAUCCAUACUUUGCAUUGUUACGGUUCGAGGUGCAAGAUGAAGACAUGUUUGGAGAGCCUAACUUUAUAGGCCAAGCAAUCUUUCCGGUAAAUGCAUUACGCACAGGUUAUCGAAGUGUUCCAUUAAGAAAUAAGUACAGCGAGGAGUUGGAGUUGGCAACCCUGCUUGUUCACAUAAGAAUCCGUACACAAGAGCAGAACGGCAGCGAAAGGUUGAGUUUGCUAAGCUAAGAUCGUAGUCAAUUGUACGAUAAGUUUCACUGUCGAUUGUUAAGCAUAUAACAGGUGAAAUGGUAAUUCACUGGUAAUUAGAAAGACUUCAUAUGGCAAGUAUUAUUUAUUGAUGCUGCAUUUUAAACGCAACAAACCCCAAACAAAUCAAUGUUUAAAAGUGCCUAAUUAGUCUAACUGAACCCCUUUUUAAGCCUAAACAAUGUAUGUUUUUGAUUGCUGAUGAAUGUAUGAAUUUUUGUACUACGAGGUUUUACACUACACCUCCAAGAGUGUUAAUGUUUAUUAGUUUAUAAAUGUUGAAAUGGAGUAUAGGAUUUCUAUAUAUGAUAUGUGUAGUGUCUUAAUGAUGUAUUUAUGAAAGUUUAAUGUUUUGAAUAAAUGAUUUAUUC
Messenger RNA from Aedes aegypti (yellow fever mosquito), 4634 nucleotides. It is a transcript of the gene sl, whose product is annotated as 1-phosphatidylinositol 4,5-bisphosphate phosphodiesterase gamma-1. The transcript is spliced from 14 exons. NCBI's taxonomy places the organism in Eukaryota, Metazoa, Arthropoda, Insecta, Diptera, Culicidae. The coding region runs from base 622 to 4242 and encodes 1206 amino acids. Gene Ontology annotation, biological process: positive regulation of epithelial cell migration; phospholipid catabolic process; phosphatidylinositol-mediated signaling. Gene Ontology annotation, molecular function: phosphatidylinositol-4,5-bisphosphate phospholipase C activity; protein binding. The record is from RefSeq and is a predicted model, not a curated record.